Gopherus flavomarginatus (Mexican gopher tortoise) is the source of this 3369-nucleotide messenger RNA. RefSeq names its product protein associated with LIN7 1, MAGUK p55 family member (gene PALS1). The record is from RefSeq and is a predicted model, not a curated record. Gene Ontology annotation, cellular component: adherens junction; plasma membrane. The transcript has 15 exons. Gene Ontology annotation, molecular function: protein binding. The coding region runs from base 391 to 2418 and encodes 675 amino acids. Gene Ontology annotation, biological process: protein localization to plasma membrane; establishment or maintenance of epithelial cell apical/basal polarity; generation of neurons. NCBI's taxonomy places the organism in Eukaryota, Metazoa, Chordata, Testudines, Testudinidae.
GUUUGUCUCCUGGUCUGCGGCCGUAGCGGCGGCGUGGGGUGAGCGACCCGGGGCUGUCUCCGGGCCGUGCGUGUGGGGCUUAGAGCUGCUGGGCGCGUCGGUGCCGCGGAGGAGGGAGCGGCGGGAGCAGCGGCAGAAGUAGGAAGUGCAAAGCACACCAGUCUGCACGAUUAAUGCUGGAGGUAUGAGACCCAAGAAAGGAGAAUCCAGUAAAAUGAUGCCUUCAAAGAAGCAGGAUUACAAGAUUUCUUUGCUGGCUAUUUCUUCAACCUUGGUCUUCUGAUGCAAUAUCCUUUGAAAUUAUAAUGGGUUUUACGUUGGAGCAUGAAGAAAACUGGCUUCAUAACAGAAUUUGUGUGUGAGAAGUGGUACAGAUUACUAUAAAUAACCAUGACAACUUCUCAUAUGAAUGGACAUGUUACAGAAGAUUCUGACAAUGAUACAAAAAAUGUGGCGCUUGCAUCUCCUGAGGAACCUCAGAAGCACAGAGAGAUGGCUGUUGAUUGCCCUGGGGAUUUGGGGUCCAGGAUGAUGCCAGUACGACGAAGUGCUCAACUUGAGCGGAUUCGCCAGCAACAGGAGGACAUGAGGCGCAGGCGAGAAGAAGAAGGAAAGAAACAAGAACUAGACCUUACUGCUUCAAUGAGGCUUAAGAAACUAGCGCAGAUUCCUCCCAAAACUGGAAUAGAUAAUCCUAUAUUUGACACAGAAGAAGGAGUCAUUCUGGAGAGUCCUCAUUAUGCUGUAAAAAUACUAGAAUUGGAAGAGCUGUUUGCUUCUCUUAAGCAUAUCCAACACACUUUGGUAGACCCCCAGAGCCAAGAGGAUAUCUCUCUCGUUUUACAACUUGUCCAAAAUACUGAUUUUCAGAAUGCAUUUAAGAUACACAAUGCUGUCACAGUGCACAUGAACAAAGCCAGCCCUCCGUAUCCUCUUAUCUCCAAUGCGCAAGAGCUAGCACAAGAGGUACAGUGUGUUUUGAAACCCAGUCACCAGAAAGAUGGGCAGGAGCUUAGUGCUUUGCUGAAUGCCCCUCACAUUCAGGCACUUUUAUUAGCUCAUGAUAAGGUUGCAGAGCAAGAAAUGCAGCCAGAGCCAGUGACAAAUGAAAAGGUUUAUGAGAACUUUGGCCUGUAUGGAGGGGAGACAGUGAAAAUAGUUCGCAUUGAGAAGGCUCGAGAUAUUCCAUUGGGUGCUACAGUGCGCAAUGAAAUGGAUUCUGUCAUCAUUAGUCGAAUAGUGAAAGGGGGUGCUGCAGAGAAGAGUGGGUUAUUACAUGAAGGGGAUGAAGUUCUGGAAAUUAAUGGCAUUGAGAUUCGAGGAAAAGAUGUUAAUGAAGUUUUUGAUUUGCUGGCUGACAUGCAUGGCACUCUGACAUUUGUGCUGAUACCCAGUCAACAGAGCAAGCCGCCUCCUGCCAAGGAGACAGUUAUACACGUGAAAGCACAUUUUGACUAUGAUCCUUCUGAUGAUCCUUACGUACCUUGCCGAGAGUUAGGUCUGUCUUUUCAAAAGGGAGAUAUACUCCAUGUGAUCAGCCAAGAAGAUCCAAACUGGUGGCAGGCCUACCGAGAUGGAGAUGAAGACAAUCAGCCUUUGGCAGGCCUUAUCCCAGGAAAGAGCUUUCAACAGCAAAGAGAAGCAAUGAAGCAAACCAUAGAAGAAGACAAGGAGCCAGAGAAAUCAGGAAAACUCUGGUGUGCAAAGAAAAAUAAAAAGAAACGGAAAAAAGUUUUGUACAAUGCCAAUAAAAACGAUGAUUAUGACAAUGAAGAAAUUUUAACCUAUGAGGAAAUGUCACUGUAUCACCAGCCAGCAAAUAGGAAAAGGCCCAUUGUUCUGAUUGGCCCACAGAACUGCGGCCAGAAUGAACUACGUCAGAGACUAAUGAAUAAUGAAGUAGAUCGCUUUGCAGCUGCAGUUCCUCAUACCACUCGGAGUAGGCGAGAGAAUGAAGUGGCUGGCAGAGAUUACCAUUUCAUCUCACGGCAGGCAUUUGAGACUGACAUAGCUGCAGGGAAAUUUAUUGAGCAUGGCGAGUUUGAGAAGAAUCUGUAUGGUACCAGCAUAGACUCUGUGCGGCAAGUAAUCAACUCUGGCAAGAUAUGCCUUUUAAAUCUCCAUACACAGUCAUUGAAGACCCUACGCAAUUCAGACUUGAAACCAUAUAUUAUCUUCAUUGCACCACCUUCGCAAGAGCGGCUACGUGCUUUAUUGGCCAAAGAGGGUAAAAAUCCAAAGCCAGAAGAACUAAGAGAAAUCAUAGAGAAGACCAGAGAGAUGGAACAGAACAAUGGCCAUUACUUUGACACAGCGAUUGUGAAUUCUGAUCUUGAUAAGGCAUAUCAGGAGCUACUUCGUUUAAUAAACAAACUUGACACGGAACCUCAGUGGGUGCCAUCCACCUGGUUACGGUGAAAAAGAACAGUUCUAAGGGACAAGCAGACUUCUAUCCAGCAGUCUGUCAAAGGGAGAUUGCACAUGACUCAAUACAACUUAAAUAGUAGGUGGCAGUGUGAGCUCUAGACCUCUGUGGGUGCACCCGUUAAUAGUUGGUGUAUUAGUGAAGAAAAUCCAGUAGGCAGUUCAUGAACAGAAUGAUGUACUGAUUAAACAUUGUCUGGGUUUUCUUCUCAUCUUUGGACUAGAAAUGGAAGCUCUAAACAAGCCAGUACAAUUUUUAACAAUUUAACUAGCCUUUCUAGCAGCUGCUUUACCUUUUCUAUCUACAAUCACCUUUAAAAACUAAAGAUUUUAAAUGUAUGUAUAUAUACAGUCCAUGUUGUCAUAUAGUUAUAAAUAUUAUUUAACACUGUUAACUUAAUGACCUUGUGGCCCAUGAUAGUAGUUUGUGAAUAUACCUUUUACAAAAACACUGGGCAGAGAAAUAAUCUACAUGAGACACUAAGGUUUAUAUGAGAUUCUCCCCUUUUAAAAAUACACAGAAUAAGGUGCCACUUUGGUCUGAAGCUGCCUGGUUAGGCUUGAAUUUAUUUUUUUAAUUAUUUACAUUCCACUUUCUGAGAGCACUGUAAUUUGGAAAAUGUGUAUAAUGUAAAUAUUUCAACCCUUUGUGUCUUUUUAGUCAGACUUUGUAAAUCAAAUUUGACUGCACAUUAACCUUAGGUCCAAUGAAAAAGGAAUAUGUACUGAUCUUUUAGAUGUGAUAUUUUUAUGGAAUUUUGUUUUUCAUCAGUUGAUUUGGGAGCCAUUGCUCCCCACAGAUUUGUAGAGAUGUUUAGAAGGCAGAGGUUAUAUUUUUAUUAAAAAAAGACAUUCUUAUAAAAUGUGCGGUUUUAAAAAAAAAUCUUCCUGAUAAUGUAAACAGUUCUUAUGCUUCUAACAUAAAGGAUACUGACUGAGUGGGCA